AGGAAGAUCGCCCCGGGAUUUUCCCGCUUGGCACUGACUGCUUAACGUUUUCCGUUUAUAAAGCGACUCCCAACUCCAAGCUAGGCAAUACCUGACCUUUCAGCAAAAACAGCGCCAGAGGUCGGUACAAGAGAUAGCUUCGGUCUGAUGGCUCAAGUUCUAGAGCUUCUCUGCUUCCCCACGCGGUCCAUGGGCAUGCUAGAUUUCGCUUCUGGUAGGGCUGAGAUUGGAUCGGCUCAGGUUAUCCUCAUCCUCCAAGCAUAAAACUGGCGGCCAUUCCAGGUCUGGAUGCUUGAUAGAGUGGCUUCUGGUAGUCCAUUCCUCUUUCGAAUUCUCACUUUUCCACUCGCGCGAUCAUGGCGCCCACCAAACACGACGCUAAUGUCGAUACCAUCGCCCAUCUGGAAACCCUUCCAGAUCCAGAGAAACACUACCAUUCCCUUGAAGAAGAGAUCCUGGGCCGCGACUUCACAGUCGCAGAAUCUGAGCUACCCAAGGGCUACUUCACAAGCGCCAACUUUUUAGGAUCUAUGUUCGCUAUCGGCGCCAGUUUCGGAUGCGGCGUAGGUGGUUUUGGUCUCGCCGCACCAGUUCUCUCCUUCAUCAAUGCGGAUAUUGGUCCGGAUCCGAACUUGAGCUGGGUCGCUCUUUCGUAUCUUCUUACGAACUCGAUUGGACUAAUGCUUGUCGGACGACUGAGUGAUCUCUUCGGUCGUCGUUGGUUUUUCAUUGGGGGCAACGCGCUUGCCACAGUUGGAUGCAUAGUCGCGGCGGUUGCGCCCAACGUCCCGGCACUCAUCGCUGCGGAGGUCUUAAUCGGUCUCGGUGCUGCGUCGCAGCUUUCAUAUGCUUUUGCUGUCGGCGAGCUCGUCCCAACCACGUACAGAUUUCUUGCACAGGCCUGGGUCUUUGCGUGGGCAAUCCCCUCAAGCGGGUUUGCACCGGCCAUAUCGUACGCUUUUGUCUUCCAAACCAGUGUGGGCUGGAGAGGUAUCUUCUACCUCCUCACCGCCCUCAAUGCUGCCACAACCUUGGCUUGGUUCUUCUUCUACAAGCCUCCCACGUUUGCCCAGAAACAUGAGUCAAGCCGCAAGACUCAAUUCCUCAAGGACUUCGACUACAUCGGAACGCUCCUCUUUAUUAUGGGACUCCUGUUGUUUCUCAUGGGUCUGUCCUGGGGCGGGACAAUGCAUCCAUGGAAGUCUGCUCACGUCAUCGCUACCAUCGUUGUUGGUUUCGUCGCGCUAGUGGGAUUCUUCGUGUACGAGGCGUACGCUGGGCUGAAGGAACCCCUACUGCCGAUGCACCUCCUCAAGAACAUGCCAUGGAAUAUCACGGUGCUGCUGUGGGCACUCGGCGCAGCCGUGUAUUAUGCGCUCGCGAUCAUCUGGCCGAGCAUGGUCGCUACACUCUACUCCGCUGGACAUGGCACCAUGUGGGCGGGCUGGAUGUCUUGCAUAUCCAACUCCGGUAUCCUGUUUGGCGAGUUCGUUGGCGCAUUCUUUAAGAGGAAAACAAAUAUCCAGAUCAUCGUCGUGUUCUUCAUCGGCAGUGUCUUCCUUGCAGCGAUGGCGGCCUCGACACCGGAUACGCCCGUCAUGGCGGCUCUCUUUGUGUUCAUCGCCGCUGCAUUUAUCGGUUGGAACGAGAUUCUCAACUCCACGGUCGCCACGAUUGUAAUCAAGGACCAGCGUGAAAUCGGUACGGCCACAGGUAUCGCUGGUUCGGCGCGGUCUUUUAUCUCGACGAUCUGCUCCACAGUAUACACCGUCGUCCUCUCGAACCGCCUCGCACAAACCAUUCCCGCCAAGGUGCCGCCUGCGCUUCUCUCCGCUGGCCUUCCAGCCACUAGUAUCGUCACAUUUAUCACCGCGCUUACCCUUGGCACGCCAGCUGCAUGGUCCGCCGUUGAAGGCCUCACCCCAUCCAUUCAAUCCGCCGGUGUCCGCGCAUACCAGGAAGCAAAUGCUGCAGCGUACAAGACGGUCUUCUUGAGCACGAUCGCGUUCUGUGGUGUGGGAAUUAUAUGCAGCUUCUGGGCGCCAAACAUUGACGCAUUGUUGAGCAGGGACGUAGUUGUGCAGUUGGAGGGUGGAAGGAAGGGCGAGAGCGAGAAGGUGUAAAGAGGUAGGGCGAGUGAGGUAAGAGCGAUAAGACAGGAAUGCUGUGCUUCGCCGUGGAGUAAAAGAGAAGAGAGUCGCCGACUUCUGCGCGAUAGGCUUUACGAGCUUUACCUAUGCGAACUCUGCACAUGCCACCUCACUUCUCCGCUCUUUCGCAUCGUCAUAUCUUCUCCAAUCCUACCUCCCCCGCCUACCUGCCUUACUAAGGUGAGCACUGCCCUAAGCCAAAAAAAAAAU
Messenger RNA from Trematosphaeria pertusa, 2360 nucleotides. RefSeq names its product MFS general substrate transporter. NCBI's taxonomy places the organism in Eukaryota, Fungi, Ascomycota, Dothideomycetes, Pleosporales, Trematosphaeriaceae. The transcript has 8 exons. The record is from RefSeq and is a predicted model, not a curated record. Gene Ontology annotation, molecular function: transmembrane transporter activity. Bases 357 to 2123 code for a protein of 588 amino acids. Gene Ontology annotation, cellular component: membrane. Gene Ontology annotation, biological process: transmembrane transport.